ACGAUUCUAUUCGUAAGCCUCGAUGUCACAUGUGCGAGAGAAACAUGCACAAGUGAUGUAGACGCCGGUGUUGUUUGAGUAGUCAACAGUAUAUAGUUAUUUGAAGAGUAACAGAGAAAUGAUGUUCAUGUUGAUGUAACAGAAACAAACAUAUUGUUUAAGUGACGUUGCGUACAAAAUGUUGCCGGUUGCCACUGACGGCCAAACGACGGAAGUCUUUGGAAAGUUGUCAAACCCACUUAUCUUGGAGGUGGAACCCGUUGGUCGUUGGUUUGAAGCGUACACUCAGAGACUCCAGAACAAGCAUUCAGUAUCCCAUCAUUCCCGGUCUAGCUCCAGCUCUUCCGAGAGUGAGACUGAUAUCUAUGAUGAUGAUGAAUUCAGCGAGGCGCUGCUGCUGGGCUUAGACCCAAAAGAAUGGAAGCAUCAAGAUCACUAUGCAGUGCUAGGAUUGAAGAAUCUACGGUACAAGGCCUCAGAGGACCAGAUAAAGAGGGCAUAUAAAAGGAAAGUUUUGAAGCAUCACCCAGACAAGCGGAAGGCGAGAGGCUUGAAGGUGAAGGACGGUGAAGAUGAUUAUUUCACUUGUAUUACCAGAGCCUAUGAGGUUCUUGGUACCCCCUCUAAGAGACGGGCAUAUGACAGCGUUGAUCCAGAAUUUGAUGAUUCCGUACCAUCAGUUACAGCACACUCAAAAGAAGAUUUCUAUGAAACCUUCACAUCUGUGUUUGAAAGGAAUGCAAGGUGGUCAAAUAAGAAGCGAGUGCCCCCACUAGGAGAUGACAAUUCCACAUUUGACGAAGUCAACGACUUCUAUGGAUUUUGGUAUGAAUUUGAUUCAUGGAGAGAAUAUUCAUAUUUAGAUGAAGAAGAAAAAGAAAAGGGUGAAAAUCGGGAUGAAAGAAGAUGGAUUGAAAAGCAGAACAAGGCUGCUCGACAGAAGCGGAAGAAGGAAGAGGUUUCAAGGAUACGAUUGUUAGUUGACAAUAGCUAUGCCUGUGAUCCUCGAAUACAGAAGUUUAAAGAUGAGGAGAAGGAGAAGAAGUUGGCAGCCAAACGGGCCAAGCAGGAAGCAGCACGGUUAAGGGCGGAGGAGGAAGAUAGAGUUCGAAGAGAAGCAGAGGAAGAGGAGAGGAGGAAGAAACAGGAAGAAGAUGAUAAAGCUAAAGCACAGGCUGCUGCAGCCAAGAAGGAGAGAGAAGCUCAGAAGAAGGCGCUGAAGAAGGAGAGGAAGACUAUGCGAACUGUGAUAAAGGACUAUGAAUAUUUUGCCAGUGACGAGAAGGAAAGGUUGGACUAUAUGACGGAGGUUGACAAGUUGGCGGAAAUAUUGUCACUCACAAAGUUACAGUCCUUGAAUGAAUCUCUUAACUGUGGGGACAAGGAGAAGGCUAAAGAUGCUUUCCUGAAACAUGCGAAAGAAGUGAAUGACGGCAUUGAGCGUGAGAAGCGGGAGCAGAUCGAGGCCAUGUCUAAGAGCAGCGGGAGUGACAGUAACAAGGGCAAGAAGACAUGGACAGAGGAAGAGUUGUCUUUCCUUAUCAAGGCCGUCAACCUCUUCCCAGCAGGAACUAAAGACAGGUGGGAGGUGAUAGCCAAGUUUAUAGGGCAGCAUGUGGAUGGUAGCAAUAAAACUGCCAAGGAUGUACUAGGCAAGGCCAAGGAUUUACAGAAAAAUGACUCCUUCCUGAAGGAGGAAGCCCAGAAGAAGGCAUAUGAAAAGUUCAUGCACGAGCACAAGGCUGCUGCUUCUGGGAUGCAGGAUGUCCCCAGUGAGAGGAUGGAGAGUAUUGCUGAGCAGCAGAUCCGGGAGACCGGCACCAACCCUGCCCCCUGGACAUCAGAUGAGCAGAAGCUCCUGGAGCAAGCCCUCAAAACAUUCAACGCCAGUACACCUGACAGGUGGGAGAGGAUUGCCGAGUGUCUACCUCUACGCAGUAAGAAGGACUGCAUGAAGAGAUACAAGGAGUUGUGUGAAAUCGUUAAGGCCAAGAAAGCAGCACAGGAGGCAGCAAAGGGGAAGAAGACAUGACGACAGUGUCCGCUAGAUACCGAUGUUGUCUUGUCUGCUGUGGAUGUACAGUCUCUCACCAAUGUUUCGGACAAUCCCUGAGUGUACACAGUGUGUACGAUCAACGCUGUAGCUACAUGUUAACAUGAGUGUAUUGCUGUACAUCGAUACCCAUCUUUGGCUUGAGAACCCAAGCACCUCACAUCUGAGGGUUUACUGAGAAUACAACACUGAAACAGUCAAACGAGUUUUCCAUAUUUGAAAUACAUCUGUUGUCUACAAAAUUUAUUUAAGUUCUUUAACAACAAAGUCAUUGUUUGCGUUUGAUGAACUUCAAAAAUUAUAAAUAAUAGUACUGCAGCCAUAUUGAUGUAUCUCUUUUGAUGCAAUUUUGUAAAUGAAUUUUGAAAUAUUGAGGUUAAAUAUUAAUAUUGAGUACUGUUACAGUUUUUUCUGUUAAUAAAUCAUUAAUGAAAUAAUUUACAAAGUAUGAUUAAAUAUGUUGUUUGAAUUGUUUAAGAAUGAAAUGUGAGGCUUUUUCUUGUUCAGGAGGCUAUGGAUAUUCUGUCCCCGAUACUCUGUAGUGUUGUGUUAGUGGAUUUGUAACUCAGCUUACAAGCAUAAUACAUAACCAUGUGAGGCAUUCAUGGGGACUUGUUUGUGUGGGGUGAAUGAUAAGGUUUGUCCAUAUCCAUUUUCAUUUGUCAGCAUGUCCAUUAGCUAUUAAAAAUAUUGAAAAUUCUG
Molecule: messenger RNA, 2755 nt
Organism: Haliotis rubra (blacklip abalone)
Lineage: Eukaryota; Metazoa; Mollusca; Gastropoda; Lepetellida; Haliotidae
Product: dnaJ homolog subfamily C member 2-like
Exons: 18
Coding region: 179-2032 (617 amino acids)
Biological process (GO): 'de novo' cotranslational protein folding; regulation of translational fidelity
Cellular component (GO): cytosol
Molecular function (GO): ribosome binding; Hsp70 protein binding
Source: RefSeq, a predicted model, not a curated record